CUCCGGGCCGACCGCCUUUUUCCUCCGGGGGCUUCUCUUCCAGCUCUGCAAUCACAGCGCCGCCGAUUUCUUAGGGUUUCCCUUCUCCCGGCGGCCGUUCUUGGCCAUUGACUCGCUUCAAGAAUGGUUGAUUCUGGGAAACGACCUCGUCCCAGAGACCACGAGGGUGACAACAAGGCCUUCAAGAGACGUGCGACGGACAGAGAUGAGAAGGGCAGCGACGAUUUGGUCGUGUACAGAAUACUCUGCCCCGACGGGGUCAUUGGGAGCGUCAUCGGUAAGAGCGGUAAGGUCAUCAACUCCAUAAGACAGGACACGAGAGCAAAGGUCAAGGUGGUUGACCCGUUCCGUGGUUCUAAGCAUCGGGUCAUAACCAUAUACUGCUAUGUCAAGGAGAAGGGAAGUUUCGAUCUUGAUGAUGAUUUCGACGAGGAGAAGCCUCUCUGCCCGGCACAGGAUGCCCUUCUUAGGGUACAUUCUGCAAUUGCAACUUCAGUUGCAAGCGCUUUUUCCGAGUCAGACAACGGCAAAGGUAGGAGAGACAGGGAGGAAUGCCAGAUUCUUGUCCCGACAAGCCAAUCAGCAACGAUCAUUGGGAAGGCCGGUACUACUAUUAAGAGAGUGAGGAGCAAGACUCGGACACACAUUAAGGUCACCCCCAAGGAUUCAUCAGACCCGAGUCACUCGUGUGCAAUGGAUUUCGACAACUUCGUCGUGAUAACGGGCGAGCCAGAAUCAGUAAAAAAAGCACUGUUUGCAGUCUCUGCGAUUAUGUACAGGUUCAGCCCCAAGGAGGAUGUACCCCUUGAUACCACCGUACCUGAAAAUCCUCCGAGCAUAAUAAUCCCUCCUGAUAUUCCCAUAUACCCUCCAACUGGACUUUACCCUAGUGCCAGCGAUCCACUUUCUUCCAGAGCUGUUCCUCCAAUCUUAACAUCUGUACCGGAGCUUCAGGGUUUUGCUGAUGCUGCAAAUCCAUGGCCCAUGUAUUCAUCAGCCCUCCCUUUAGUUUCUGGCCUUGGAGGCUCUUCUCGGUCGGAGGAGUUGAUUGUUAGGGUCUUGUGCCCCUUUGACAAGAUCGGACGUGUCAUUGGAAAGGGAGGGGGUACUAUUAAGAGCAUAAGGCAGGCCACUGGGGCUCGCAUUGAGGUUAAUGAUACCAAGAAUGAUCGUGAUGAGUGUAUAAUUACAGUUUCUUCAACAGAGUCACCCGAUGAUCUGAAAUCCAUGGCUGUUGAAGCUGUUCUGAUGCUCCAAGGCAAGAUAAAUGAUGAAGAUGAAAACACUGUUUCAAUGCGACUCCUCAUUCCAUCGAAGGUCAUUGGUUGCAUUAUAGGAAAGAGUGGUUCUAUAGUUAGUGAAAUUCGCAAGACAACUAGAGCAGAUAUUCGUAUCUCCAAGGGCAAGAUACCGAAAUGUGCUGAAGCAAAUGAUGAACUAGUUGAGGUUGGUGGAGAAGUGGGAAAUGUAAGAGAUGCCCUUAUACAAAUUGUGCUGAGGCUCCGAGAUGAUGUAUUGAAAGAAAAGGAUGGCAAUCAGAACCUCUCUGCAGGGACUGAUUCUCUAUAUGCUGGGGGUGGGACUGGUCUUUCUCUAUCAUCUGUGUUGCCUCCUAUUCCUCCUCCAGUUGCUCCAUUGGGUUAUGACCAGAGGGCUGAAGCUGGUAGUGGCUUGGGCAUGGUUUCUUCAAGCAGCCUUUAUGGAUAUGGUUCUCUAUCGAUGGGUGAUAAUGGCUAUGGAUCUAUGUCCUCCUACACAUCCAAGUUGUUCAGUGGUUUGGAACCUCCUCCUUCAGCACUUGAAAUCUUGGUCCCUGCAAAUGCUGUAGGAAAAGUGAUUGGUAAAGGAGGGGCAAAUAUAGCAAAUAUCCGUAAGGUUGUCAUCCUCUUUCGUGAAGUUAAUUUUGCUAUUUCUGUUCCAUUACUCUUGCCUCUUCCCUCUUCCUCCUAUCUCUCCCCUCUCUCUCUCUUUCUCCCCCUUUGCUUCCUAAACUCUCUCCCUCUCCUUCCCUCACUGCCUCUCUCACUCUCUUUCUUUCCAUCCUCCAUCCCAUUGCAAAUUACCGUGUCAAUGGACUUUUGCUCUUAUGGGCUUUCUGUGUUGCACUCUCUCUCUUUGUCCAGUCUUGAACAUGCCAUUGCUUUUGACAGUUUUGAGUUUGAUACGUCCUUUGCCUUGCUGAUAAGAUCAAAGUUGCUGAGUUUGUUGAAAACUGCAUAGAUAUUAUGCUUUAAGAUGAUUUAGAGAACCUAACCAUAGUCAUCGUAGUGUUAUAUAUGCUUAUACCAGUUAGGUUUCUAAGAUCACUCUAAGGACCUCUUUUUUUCUGAAUUCUUUGCAGAAAAUAUUGAAUCCAUCUCUUAAGUAUUAGCUAUGUAAGAUUGUGCUUAUUUUCCAAUUGGAAGAAAUAUGGUUAUGCUUAUUUUGGUCAGCCUCAACCCUUUUGCUAUCAAGGCACUAAAACACCCUUGAAAGGAGAAAAUUGUUGAUUGAAAGAUAUAGGCUCUUGAUCUGGUCCAUUUCGCUGUCUAUUGUCCUUUUCUUGGUGCUUAUCAUUAUAGGCAUUCUUUACUACCUUCUCAUUCCUUGUCUAUAUUAUGCGUUAUCCAAAGGUUGGUUAACAAUAUUGAUACAUUUUCCUUGAGGGAAUCGAGUCGUAGCAUGUCUAUCCCAGGGAAUGUCUUUCUGCUAUAAAAUAUGAUAUGAUGGAUUCUCACCCCUUUGAUUG
This is a messenger RNA of Punica granatum (pomegranate), 2728 nucleotides long. The record is from RefSeq and is a predicted model, not a curated record. NCBI's taxonomy places the organism in Eukaryota, Viridiplantae, Streptophyta, Magnoliopsida, Myrtales, Lythraceae.